Messenger RNA from Lacerta agilis (Sand lizard), 1318 nucleotides. RefSeq lists its product as uncharacterized. Bases 45 to 707 code for a protein of 220 amino acids. The record is from RefSeq and is a predicted model, not a curated record. The transcript has a single exon. Lineage: Eukaryota; Metazoa; Chordata; Lepidosauria; Squamata; Lacertidae.
CUAGGAUUCUGAAGACUGGCCUCUUUUCUCUGGGAACCAAAAAAAUGUCUUCUCAAAACUGUUCUAGUUCUCUGUUACUGAAAGAAAUAUUCGAAAACGGAUUUCUGAUUGGUGCUUCUGGUUGCAGCAUCUCUCCGAGUAGCAACUGUUUCCUAGAAAUGAGCAGCAUCCCCAAGCCUGAUGCAUGCGACAGUGCAAGCAAGAUGCAGAAUGUGACAAAGGGAAGCUCUCUAGCUCUAAAGGCAACAGACUCCUUCAUGAGCAGCACAAAGGAAAACCUGCAGGCCUCACCGGAUGCUCUUGCAUCUUUCUGCAAGACUCCCAUCCAGCCAUGCGCCUUUGACUUGUCAAGCUUGAGCGCUGCAAAUGACAGCAAAACCAAUUACACAGAGGGUGUGUUCCAUGAUACCAAAUCUUCUACUCCAUGCAGGGAAGAUAAGCCCUCUAAACUGACAACUGAGAAUAUGUCGAAGAGCUCUGAAAUAAAUGAUGUUGCAGUCUUCAAGAAGCCGCCGCCGCCGCCGCCAGUAUUGGAGAUCUCUGGAAUACAAGCCACUCUGGACAAUGUACUUUCUCCAGAAGCAAGCUUAGAAGAAUUUGGGUCCUUGAGCUCUGUGAAGCUUGAUACGCCAUCUCUGGAGAUGUCAAACCUUGCCAUGCCUCUGGGUGGUGGUAGUGCCGUGUCUGUUACUAUUACAAGACACUAGACUCCUGCACUUGGACCUGAUGGUUCAUUGGUUGGGCAAAAGCUCCAGGUGGUUUGCACCAUCCAGCCGUCUUGCUAUGUUUCUUGCAUUCUCUUUCCCAGGUAACAAGUGAAGCAUAAAUGCAAAUGAAGAACUGGUCACAUAAGGCACUCGUGCCACGUGGACAAAGGCAUGAAACCAUCCGAUAAGGAAGCACUUGGACAACUCUGUCCUUCUCUUUCUGAAGGUAACUCAGAGGCCUGUGAGGUCAACCCUAACUGGUAGCUGAACAGGCAUACUUCAGAGCUGAACAAGAUAUAGUGGGAUGUUUUACAAGGCAUCUGUUGCUUAGAGCACAUUCUGUUGCCACAUUCAGAAUAUUGGCAUUAUUGUCUAUUGUUGCAGAGACCCCCACAAUGCAACUCGUGUGAUGGACUGAAAUGGAAGAUGCGACCUACAGGUAGUAAUCUGUGUUAAAAUGCUGGUACACUGAAAGAUCAAAAAGGGGAGGGGGUUCCUUCAUUUAACUGUUGCAUCAAAGAACUACUUGUAUUCUUUAAUGUCAGAUUUGUGCACAUUGUGUUUUUGUAUAAAUGCAAAUAAAGAGACUAAUUCUCUCUCUUGCGAUGCAA